Molecule: messenger RNA, 1428 nt
Organism: Macadamia integrifolia
Lineage: Eukaryota; Viridiplantae; Streptophyta; Magnoliopsida; Proteales; Proteaceae
Product: ethylene-responsive transcription factor ERF039-like
Exons: 1
Coding region: 51-857 (268 amino acids)
Biological process (GO): regulation of DNA-templated transcription
Molecular function (GO): DNA-binding transcription factor activity; DNA binding
Source: RefSeq, a predicted model, not a curated record
UAUGUGCCAGCUUUCUCUUCCUUCUCUCCUAAGAGAGUCUUUCCUCUAUCAUGGAAGAACCACUUAUUUCAGUGUCUGAAGAAGCUCAAACUUCCUCACCCACUUCCUCUUCCACCACCACCACCUCCACCACCUCUACCACUACUGGGUACACAGAAUUGAACCAAAACCAAAAGAAUUCAUUAGUGAAGACCCAGAAAUGUUCAAAGAAAGUGAAAGAAGGAAACAGUGGCAAUGAGAGUAACAAACGCACCAACAGUGACGGAGGUGGAGGCGGCGGCGGCGGCGGCGGCGGGGGCGACGGCAAACACCCGACCUAUCGCGGCGUUCGGAUGCGUAAUUGGGGUAAAUGGGUGUCUGAAAUCAGAGAGCCAAGAAAGAAGUCAAGGAUCUGGCUUGGGACAUUCCCCACACCGGAAAUGGCGGCUCGAGCUCACGAUGUAGCGGCUCUCACAAUAAAAGGCAAUUCAGCCUACCUCAAUUUCCCAGAGCUAGCUCAAGACCUUCCACGUCCCGCCACCGCUUCGCCGAAGGACAUCCAAGCUGCUGCCGCCUUAGCGGCGGCGGCGGUUGUAACUCCGAGAAGCCAUUUAGCAGAAGCUAAGCCAAGCCGAGCCGAGCCACAAAUCUCCCAUUCUCCUACUCCUACUACGACGUCAGAAGACACCCAAGAAUCCUUCUCAGUUUCUCAAUCAAUGGAUGAUGAUGAUACAUUUUUUGGGUUGCCGGAUCUCCUUAUUGAUCCCACAGCUGCCAAUCCAAUUGACAGACAUGGGAUCUAUUCUUCAUGGCCAUCAAGUGCCGGUGGAGCAGAUAAAUUCCGGCUAGAGGAACCUUUCUUAUGGGAGUACUACUAAGAGAGCUCGCAGUGCAAAACCAUUUCAUGUGAAUGUACAACACUGACUUCCAUAAUUUACCACAUUUGGGUUCCAUAGUUCAUCCAUUUCUCCAACAGAAGGAAGCCCAGUUCAGGAAAUUAGAUUUUUUUUUUUUUUUAAUUAAUCUUUAGAGAUGGGUUUGGUGUCUGUGCUACUUCAAUUCAAUUCUUGAUCAUGAUCACCUUCUCUCUACAUGAUUUAAUUUGCAGGAACCAGAAAGAAAGGGUUGGACCAAUUCAUUCUCUCAUUUGCUAAUAUGCGCCCUAAAGGUGACUGGGUCUUUAGCCUUCACCUAUUUAUAGUUAUUACAUAAAUAACAAUUACAAGUUACUAGAUCCCUCUCUCUCUCUCUCUCUCUCUCUCUCUCUCUCUCUCUCUCUCUCUCUCUCUCUCUCUCUACACGUGUAUGAGACUAUGAGUGGGAAUAGAAGUGUAAUUUAAGGUUUUCACUGGACGGGUCUCUCAUGGUUUUGGGUCCAUGGGGUCCUGCACUCUUGCCUCAUAAUUAAUUUAGAAACCCAUGAAGCCAAUAUGAAAGAAAUUCUUCUAA